Molecule: messenger RNA, 1227 nt
Organism: Puccinia triticina
Lineage: Eukaryota; Fungi; Basidiomycota; Pucciniomycetes; Pucciniales; Pucciniaceae
Exons: 6
Coding region: 1-1227 (408 amino acids)
Biological process (GO): ubiquitin-dependent protein catabolic process
Cellular component (GO): proteasome regulatory particle, lid subcomplex; cytosol; nucleus
Molecular function (GO): structural molecule activity
Source: RefSeq, a predicted model, not a curated record
AUGGACAUUGAUUCAGAGCCCAUCGACUUUGUAUCCCAACUACGCAAUGAAGCCCCGGAGGAUCUCCGACCCAUGCUCGAAAAUUUCUCAGACCUGUACCAACGAAAAUUAUGGUACCAACUUACGAUCGCCAUCCAAGAGUUCUUAAACCUACCAAGUUCAUUUCCAUUUCAAAUUCGCCUAUACAACGAUUUUAUUACCGAUUUUGAAAAUAAAAUCAACUCACUGAAACUGGUGGAGAUUGCCGUGGUGAUUUCUCAGAGGUUCACAGACGCAAAUGACGCAUUAGAAUUUUUAUCCAAGUUGGCGGACAAGUUGAAACCGGUCGAGAAGAAAGAUGAGGAGCCCGCUGGAGCUAUCAAAGUUACGGGAGCCAGUGCUAAAGCCACACUUCAAACGAAUGCCGAGGCGUAUGUUCUAGCGCGAAUGUCGGCUGCUCACUUCUGUCUGUUGCUUGGAAAGACAAAAGAGACUGAGAGUGCUAUGGACGAAUGUCGGGCGAUAAUCGACAAACUCGACAGUGUUGAUACUUCCGUUCGUGCGGGCUUUUAUCGAGUCUCGGCUGAUUACUUCAAGUGGGAAGCAGCUUAUGCGUCGUAUUACAAAACCUCGCUACUCUACUUGGCAUGUCUGCCCAAUGUCAAUGCCGAUCUAGAUGUCGAAUCUCGUAUUCAACGUGCACAUGACCUAGGACUUGCUGCGCUUCUUGGCGAUACGAUAUACAACUUUGGAGAGCUAUUGCAGCAUCAAAUCCUCGAGAGUCUGACGGGCACCCCGUUCGAGUGGAUCCGAUCGCUUUUGUUCGCUUUCAAUGAAGGCAACUUGGGUAUUUUUGAAAGUCUGACUCCCCGUUUUCCGGAAGAACCAAUUCUUCAGAACUCCUAUCCAUUCUUGAGGCAGAAAAUUUGCUUGAUGGCUCUUAUCGACGCAGUAUUCCGCAGGAGUGUCACCGACCGAAUCAUGCCAUUUGGGGUGAUUGCUUCGGAAACAAAACUGCCGGUUAAUGAAGUUGAACACUUGGUCAUGAAAGCUUUGAGUUUGGGUUUGAUUAAAGGUUCAUUGGAUCAGAUUUCCGGAACGGCUAGCAUCACCUGGGUCCAACCUCGAGUACUAAAUAAACAACAGAUCGAGGCCUUGAAGAAGAAGCUGGAUGACUGGACUAAUCGUGUCAUGAAGGUUGGACAAUUUGCACACUCCAAUGGAGGCAGCGAAAUCCUUGUUCAAUAG